Messenger RNA from Paramecium tetraurelia, 999 nucleotides. RefSeq lists its product as uncharacterized. The record is from RefSeq and is a predicted model, not a curated record. Gene Ontology annotation, molecular function: ATP binding; protein serine/threonine kinase activity. The transcript is spliced from 3 exons. Gene Ontology annotation, cellular component: cytoplasm; nucleus. Gene Ontology annotation, biological process: peptidyl-serine phosphorylation; endocytosis; signal transduction. Lineage: Eukaryota; Ciliophora; Oligohymenophorea; Peniculida; Parameciidae.
AUGGUUUAUUUCGCAAAAGAAUAAGCAACAAUGAGACCUGUGCAGUUAAAAAUUUCAAAUUUCCACAAUUCUCAUUACAGGUAGCGGACUUUAGGAGUAGAAGUGAAAAUUCUUCUUGGCUUAAGAGGAAUAGCUGGAAUUCCAGAGAUUAUUGAUUAUGGAUAUACAUCAACUUCAAAGUUCUACAUAGUCUCUGAAUAAACAGGGCACAGUUUGUAAUAAUACAUUGAUGCAAAAAAGUAACUAGGCUCAACGACCAUAAUUUAUAUAGGACAAUAACUUCUCGGAAUAUUAGAAAGAAUACAUGCUCGCAAUGUUUAUCAUACUAAUCUAAGUCCAUAAAAUAUAUCUAUCUUAAAAAAUCAAGUUUAUUUACACGGAUUUUAUUUAAACCACUUGGAUGAUAGAGAAAAAGUAUUAUUUAAAGAUAAGAAGUUUUGGAGUAAGUCAUUAACUAAUGGUUGUACUAUAACAUUUAAGGAUGAUUUAGAAAGUUUAGGUCAUCUACUAAUGCAUCUAGUCGAUUAUGAACUUAAUAACAAAUCAAAUGGAAAUUAAGGAUCGAACUAAAGCAGUAUCUUUUUUAGAAGUUACUUUGAAUUGCUUUCUAAAUUAUAAUCCACAAAUCCUCCACCAUAUCUUCAUUUAAAAAAAAUAAUUUAUAGAAUUAUUACUUAAUGUCUAAGUGAUGAAAAUAAAAUAAAAUUCAAAUAGGCUUCAAGGUAGCUGUCUUCGAGAUCAAAUAGAAAUCAUAAAAACAAACUCAGUAUCAUUAAAGAGGAUGACUUAGAAAACAUCGUAUCCAAAGAUUUUGUAAAAAUCAAUGCUGCCACUCUAUUUGAUGAUAAAAUUAAUUCUUCGUUAGAAUUGUAGAAUAGUAUGAAUUAAACUUUUGAGAUCUCAGAAGAAUAAUGUUAACUUUCGGAAAUGAUCUAGAAUUUACAUAACCAAAGUAUAAGAGCAAGAUCGAUUGCUUCACUAUGUCAAUAUAAAUAAUGA